AUGGAUUCUCUCUGCGAACAAAUAGAUAAAUUAACAAUUGAUUAUCUUGAAGAAUUUGGUCAUUUACUUGCAUGUAAACAAUUACUUGAUGAUACAAUAAAACAAGGAUAUUUUAAUCUAUCACGUGCACGUGUUAUAAUGGGUGUUAAUAAUCUUUCACGUUUACAAUAUUCUGAAAAAGAUCCAAUGAUAGCUUCAACAAAAAUAUUUCUGACAUCAUCAUCACCAUUUAAUAUUGAAAAACAAAUUGAUAAAGAACAUAGUGAUGAUGCAUUAAAAUGGUUUGGUUUAUUAAGUCCAAAUGUAUUAAAACAAAGUCAAAAAUCUUUUCAACAAGCAAUUGAUUUAGCAUUAGAAGCUUGUAUGAGAGAAAAAAAUAUUUUACAAUUAAAAAGUCAAAUUGAACAAUUAUUAAAAGAAAAAAAAACUUUUUUAACUAAAGAAAAUUUUGAUGAAAAUAAAAAAGAUGAUUAA
This is a messenger RNA of Rotaria sp. Silwood2, 474 nucleotides long. The record is from the annotation of a GenBank genome assembly. NCBI's taxonomy places the organism in Eukaryota, Metazoa, Rotifera, Eurotatoria, Philodinida, Philodinidae.